Molecule: messenger RNA, 2148 nt
Organism: Glycine soja
Lineage: Eukaryota; Viridiplantae; Streptophyta; Magnoliopsida; Fabales; Fabaceae
Product: serine/threonine-protein kinase BSK1-like
Exons: 7
Coding region: 276-1769 (497 amino acids)
Biological process (GO): brassinosteroid mediated signaling pathway; protein phosphorylation
Molecular function (GO): ATP binding; protein binding; protein kinase activity
Source: RefSeq, a predicted model, not a curated record
UAGCUUUGGAAGAUAUUUGUAAUGUGUCGAAAAACCAGGUAACAAAAAAAAUAGAAGGUAAAAUAGUAACAAGAAUGGGAAGCAUUGAUUUGGGUUGGUGAAGAAGGGAAGCAGAUAGGGUUCUAGUAUGGAUAAAAAGGUAAUAUUGAGGAUGAUGAAGUUGGAAAUUCAUUUAAUGUAAUAAGUAAAGAGUGAUUAGUAGUAAUUAGGGGUCAAGAAACAAAGUGGAGAUCGGUGAGAGAGAGAGAGAGAGAGAGAGAGAGAGGAGGGAAAGGAUGGGUUGUUGCCAAUCAUCGACGUUGCUGAGAGUGGGAGAGAGGGAGACUCACCCUGAAAAGGAAAAGGAAAAAGACCACCAGAGGCUCUCUGAGGCCGAGAAAGAGGGCUUUGAUUUCUCCUUCUCUGAGUUCUCGCUGGCUGAGCUGAAGGCGGCCACCAACAAUUUCAGCUCUGACUAUAUCGUGUCUGAGAGUGGGGAGAAGGCACCCAACCUUGUUUACAAGGGUCGCCUCCAGAACCAUAGCCGCUGGAUUGCCGUCAAGAAGUUCAGCAAGUCUGCUUGGCCUGAUCCCAAGCAAUUCGUCGAAGAGGCUUCCGGCGUCGGCAAGUUGCGCCAUCCAAGGCUCGCUAUUUUGAUCGGUUUCUGCUGCGACGGCGAUGAGAGGCUUCUCGUUGCCGAGUACAUGCCUAAUGAUACUCUUGCCAAGCAUCUUUUCCACUGGGAAACUCAGACUAUUGAGUGGGCCAUGCGGUUGCGAGUCGCUCUUUACAUCGCCCAGGCUUUGCAUUAUUGCAGCUCUGAGGGUCGUCCCUUGUACCAUGACUUGAAUGCUUACCGUGUUCUCUUCGACCAGGAAGGCGAUCCCCGUCUCUCUUGCUUUGGUUUUAUGAAGAACAGCAGGGAUGGUAAGAGUUAUAGCACCAAUCUUGCUUACACACCUCCUGAAUAUUUAAGAAAUGGAAGGGUCACGCCUGAAAGUGUCAUUUACAGCUUUGGAACCGUUCUUCUAGACCUCCUCAGUGGCAAGCACAUCCCUCCCAGUCAAGCACUUGAUAUGAUACAGGGGAAAAACAAUAUGCUCUUAAUGGAUUCACAUUUAGAGGGGAAGUUUUCAACAGAAGAGGCAACGGUAGUUGUUAAUCUUGCCUCUAAAUGUUUGCAAUAUGAACCAAGGGAGCGGCCUGAUACAAAGGAUUUGGUCACAACACUUGCCCCGUUGCAUACAAAACCCGAUGUUCGUUCUCAUAUCAUGCUUGGAAUUCCAAAGCAUGAGGAAGCUCCAUCAACCCCACAACGUCCUCUUUCAGCAAUGGGUGAGGCUUGUUCAAGAAUGGACCUAACUGCAAUACAUCAGAUCUUGGUUGCGACACACUACAGAGACGAUGAAGGAACUAAUGAGUUGUCUUUUCAAGAGUGGACUCAACAGAUGAGAGAUAUGCUGGAAGCAAGGAAGCGCGGAGACCAUGCAUUCCGUGACAAGGACUUUAGGACAGCCAUUGAUAACUAUUCCCAGUUUAUUGAUGUUGGAACAAUGGUCUCCCCAACUGUGUUUGCAAGGCGCAGUCUAUGCUAUCUGUUAUGUGAUCAACCAGAUCCUGCGCUACGAGAUGCAAUGCAAGCACAGUGCGUUUAUCCAGACUGGCCCACGGCUUUCUACAUGCAAUCAGUUGCUCUUGCAAAACUGGACAUGCACAAGGAUGCGGCUGAUAUGUUAAAUGAGGCAGCUGCAUUGGAAGAGAAGAGGCAAAGAGGAGCGAGAGGAUCAUAGUUUUAUGCAGUGGGCUAAUUUGAGGGUGUCAAGUUCUGUAUAAAGGUUGAGCUGGGAAGCAAAACUAACGUUUGAAUGAGUAUAAAAUGUGUCAGAGAAAUACAAAAGUGGUGGAGUAGAUGGCACAUGCAUUUUAUUUCACCAUCUUAUAGGAAUCGGUUAACUUGAAAACUGUGCUUAUGCACUCUAAAUUGGGAAGGAAUACCGGUAAUUUUUCCAUUGUUAAUGAAAUUGAUUGGUUGAUGCCUACUGGGUUACUUACUGUCAACCAGGUGUUUAUUGAGGUUAUUCUAACUCUUCACUGGUCAAGGCCAUGGUGUUCAUGAUAUUAUGUGAUGCCUGCAUAAAUUCAUAAUCUACAUAAUUCUGUUUAUUUUUC